AUGCAUCCGCUGAAAAACCCUUUGCAAAGUAACUUAGACUGCUUCUUGCUUGAGCCUGACAGCUCUCCCUGCAAGAACAACUUGUCCUGCUUCAGUAGCAGCUUAGAGCUAGCUCCAUUCCAGGAUUGGGAAAAGAUUAAGGAAAGAUAUGAGAAUGAACAAGAAGCGUAUACAGCCCUUAUCCUUGCCACUCAGAUUAAGGAAUCAUGCUCCGAAGAUGCAUCCAGCAAGAGUUUUGAUAAGGAUUUGGACAGCCUCAAGAAUUUAAAAAUCUCAGGCCAGAAUUUCAAACAUGACAACCAUGAAGAAGAAUCUCAACAAGAACCAUCUGUUAGCGAGGAUGACUCCUUUUGAAACUCAGAGGAGGCCCAGAAAAAGAUGUCCCUCAUGGAGGACCUUAAAAGAUAUAAAUAUGACACAGUACAUAGACAGAAGAGCUCAGAUAAUAAUGGGAGAGGUACUUCAAUGAAAACUGAGUAUAUUUGUGGAUAUGGCUCCUGCAGAAAAGUGUUCCUGAGAGUUUGGAAUCUUCUCGAUCACCUCAGAAUGCACGAAAAAGUGAAGCCCUUUCACUGCUCGUAUUGAGAUAGGAAGUUUACACAGAAGGGAAAUCUGAAGAAGCAUGAAAAACAGCAUCUGACUCCAAAUAUUCAGGAUCGUAAAAAGUUCAAAUGAGAUAUAUGCUCUAGCAGUUACACAGAGAGAUAUAAUUAUAAAGCGCAUAUGAGGAACAAACACAGCAUUGAGUUGAGCAAGAACAAAACAAGAAGAAGGAAGGAUUAGAAGCAGAGUAGUUGGUGACACGAAAAAUUUAGCCUUCUAAAUUCUUCAUCAACCAUAAAGCUAAAUCAUUACUAAGAGUCCAUUUGGGAAAUAUCAAGUUUGAAACUUCGUUUAAAAAUUAGGGAAAUUUUCGAAGCAGAUGUAUCAAAAAUGGCAUGAGUCUUUCUCCUGGGAUUUAAUAUCUAUAAGUUCUGUGUUCUUUUCACCGAGGGACCAUUUAUGUAAAAAGUUAUGAAAAGUUAAACUAGCUUCUCAUAGAUUUUCAUCUAAUUUGAAGAAUUUGAUCGCAAAUAUUAUUAAUUUGAUUCAUUAAGAUUAUUCAAGAAUGAGAGUUUUUAAUAACGAAAUAAGCCCCCUUCAGAGUCUUCGGAACAAAGAAGUGUGAGCAAAGAUGCCAUCUGUAGAGGUCACAAAGAGUAGCAUUCAUUUCCAUCCCAGCUUCUCUACAAGUUGUUGUUAGCCUAGCAGCGAUUUAAUAAUUUCAAAGACGUAAAAAUUUUCAACCAAAUCUGAGAUUUUGUUAUUAUUUCAAAACUUAGAUGGUGAAAUCGCUCCCAAAAAAUAUGGGGAAAUUUACAAAUUUUAACUGUGUAAUAGCCCAAAAUUUACACAGAAUCUUAUGAAUUAAAAAAUAAGUAUUUAGCCUCUCAUUAUAUGGGAUAUCUAGAUAAAGAAAUCAGAAAAUAGCAAUUAUAACGAAAUCUUAUACUAUUUUCAAUAGCUUGAUAAUCUUUUCAAAAGGUAUUCUUAGAAGAAAUUAAUCAGAGGAUAAACAUCCGGGCUAGUCGGUCACCCCGAUUGAGUCUGAUCUUGAAUUCCAUAUUUUUGGGAAGGAUUCUAAGUAUAAACUUGCCAUUUAAAUGCGGUUUUGGAUAAAUAUCUACCUCGUCUUGUCUAAAAUAUAGCCAUUAUAUC
Molecule: messenger RNA, 1698 nt
Organism: Moneuplotes crassus
Lineage: Eukaryota; Ciliophora; Spirotrichea; Euplotida; Euplotidae
Source: the annotation of a GenBank genome assembly